Molecule: messenger RNA, 2215 nt
Organism: Microcebus murinus (gray mouse lemur)
Lineage: Eukaryota; Metazoa; Chordata; Mammalia; Primates; Cheirogaleidae
Gene: GAS2L3
Product: growth arrest specific 2 like 3
Biological process (GO): actin crosslink formation
Cellular component (GO): actin filament
Molecular function (GO): actin filament binding; cytoskeletal adaptor activity; microtubule binding
Source: RefSeq, a predicted model, not a curated record
CGGCGGCGGCGGUUGGUCAGGGGCGUGCCGGCUCGGCACAGAUUGAGCUGAGAUGUCGCCCCGCAGGGAGAAGUGACCCUCCCGCGCCUGAAAGCAAUUUCAUCUCGAUAUAGAUGACCAUGCAGCCUGCAAUUCAAGUAUGGUUUGGAGAAGACCUGCCUCUAAGUCCACGGAGUCCUCUGACUCCCAGACACGGACCAGGACUAGCUAACGUGUGUCAGUAUGACGAGUGGAUAACUGUCAGGCAUGCCGCCACUCUGUUGCCCAUGCAAGAAGAUCUGUCAAUCUGGUUAUCUGGUUUAUUAGGCAUUGAAGUUAAGGCAGAAAAAUUAUUGGAAGAACUUGAUAAUGGAGUACUGUUAUGCCAACUGAUUAAGGUUCUUCAAAACAUGGUGAAAACAUGCAACUCUGAAGAACCAGAGAAUUUUCCAAUGGGAAAGGUGCCCUGUAAGAAGGACGCUGCAUCAGGUUCAUUCUUUGCCCGAGACAAUACUGCAAACUUCCUUCACUGGUGUAGGCACAUUGGCGUUGAUGAAACUUAUCUCUUUGAAUCUGAAGGUUUAGUUUUGCACAAAGAUCCAAGACAGGUGUAUCUUUGUCUUCUUGAAAUUGGUCGAAUCGUGUCAAGAUACGGGGUUGAGCCACCAGUAUUAGUAAAACUUGAGAAAGAAAUUGAAUUAGAAGAGACCUUGCUUAAUACUUCUGGGCCUGAAGAUUCCAUCAGCAUUCCAAAAUCGUGCUGUCAGCAUGAAGAGCUACAUGAAGCUGUUAAACAUAUCGCUGAGGACCCUCCUUGUAGUUGUUCGCAUCGGUUUUCUAUUGAGUACUUAUCUGAAGGACGGUACCGCCUAGGGGAUAAAGUUCUCUUUAUAAGGAUGCUUCAUGGAAAACAUGUCAUGGUUCGCGUUGGUGGAGGCUGGGAUACCCUUCAAGGAUUUUUGCUUAAAUAUGACCCCUGUCGUAUAUUACAGUUUGCUACACUAGAACAGAAAAUUUUAGCAUUUCAAAAAGGAGUUUCUAAUGAAAGUGCACCUGAUUUGCCUGCCAGAACACCUCAGCCUCCUGAAAUGAAUCCUUUGUCAGCUGUUAACAUGUUUCAGAAACAAAAUUCAAAACCUGGCACGCCUGUUGGUUUUCCAAGGGGCAAAGAAAAACAGGCACGUCAACCAGGUACAUUGCCACCAUCAUCUUCACCAAAAAGAGGCAAUUUGGGCUCAGUGUCAGUCCGUUCUAAAUUUCCAAAUGCUCUGGCAGCAUCUUCUCAUCCCAAGCUCAAGCCUUCCAAAGGCAUAACAAAGAAACCACAUGCUCCUUCGAACAGUGUUGCUUCUUCAAAUCCAGUGGGUAAAAACACUUCUUCACCAGCUUUCUCAAGAACUGUACCCUGUGCAUCCGAGUCACUGAGAAAAUGUAUGGCAUCCCCCAGUAUUCCCAAGGCCAAAGUUAUUCCAGCCAAGAAUUCAAGAGAUCUGCCUGAUUCUACACUUUUGCCAAGUAAGUGUUCUGGAAAAACGGAACCAAAGUAUUUGAAACACAAUCAUAUUUCUCCCAGGGAUGGUGCAGCAUUUCACUUAGCUGCACAUUUGAAUUCAUCCAAGUGCCCCAAGCUACCUGAAGCAAAUAUACACGCAAGGCCUAAACCUUCUCCUUCUUCCCAGUCCUCUGCAAAAAUGACAAAACCUAGUUCCAGAACCAUAGCCACAGGUCCAGGAACGCGGUCUCAGCCAUCUCAUAGAGCCCCACAAGCAAAGCCAAUCCCCGCACAGAAGCUUAAAUCAGCCUUGAGUUUAAAUCAGCCAGUUUCUGUAUCCUCGGUUUCUUCUGCAAAAGCUGCACAGGAAUUGAAAGACAAGAAUAUAGUUUCAGUUGCCAAAAAGCAGCCUCAGAAUAAAAGCACAUGCCAGAAGAAAGGACCCAGCUUCUCAAAGUCUCCUGGCCGUACCCCACUGUCCAUUGUGAGCGUUCCCCAGUCUUCUGCCAAAACACAAACUGCACCAAAGUCAGCACAGACUGCCACUAAGGGCCAGUGUUCAGCUAAAGGGUCUUCAAAAAGUAGUAAAACUCCAACGUCAACCAGGAAACCACCCUCAUCUGUUAAGGAAACAGAGAGUGGAGAUAAAAAACCUACUGCAAAGAAAAAGGAAGAUGAUGACCAUUAUUUUGUCAUGACUGGAAGUAAGAAACCUAGGAAAUAAAUACGUAUGUGUCAUUUUAA